This is a messenger RNA of Vigna angularis (adzuki bean), 1138 nucleotides long. RefSeq names its product caffeoylshikimate esterase-like. Gene Ontology annotation, molecular function: lipase activity. Gene Ontology annotation, cellular component: membrane. The transcript has a single exon. NCBI's taxonomy places the organism in Eukaryota, Viridiplantae, Streptophyta, Magnoliopsida, Fabales, Fabaceae. The annotation marks the transcript as partial. The record is from RefSeq and is a predicted model, not a curated record.
CAUUACGAUGACGCUGGUCGCGUUCUUCCUCACUGCCACCAAGCUCGCCGGAGCUCUCUUUACUCUCACCGUUGCCGCCAACGCCUUCUCCUACUCCCGCUUCCGCAAGAACAACCUUCGCCGAUUCCGCUCCCCUAUCGACGAAACUUCCGACAAAGAGAGCUCGGAUUAAAAUAUACUCAGUGUCCUGGAGCUCUCUUCGUCCCCUCCGUAAACCUCGUCGCAGACGAUUGCCUCUCCUUCUUCAACUCUAUCAAACAACAAAACCCCCAAUUCCAACACCUCCCCUCUUUUCUCUUCGGCGAGUCCAUGGGCGCCGCCAUCUGCCUCCUCAUUCACUUCCUCUCCCCGGAACCCUUCAACGGCGCCGUUUUAGUCGCCCCCAUGUGCAAAAUCUCCGACAGCGUCAGACCCAGAUGGCCCAUUCCCCAGAUCCUCACCUUCCUCGCCAGAUUCUUCCCCACUCUCCCCAUCGUCCCCACCCCCGAUCUCCUCUUCAAGUCCGUCAAGGUUCCCCGCAAGAAACUCAUCGCCAACAUGAACCCUUUGAGGUAUCGCGGAAAGCCGAGGUUGGGCACCGUCGUCGAACUUUUAAGGGUUACCGACUUCCUCAAUCAGAGGCUCUCUGAUGUCAACCUUCCUUUCAUUGUCUUGCACGGCAGCGCCGAUGCUGUCACCGACCCCGAUGUGAGUAGGGAGUUGUACCGCGAAGCCAGGACCCUCGAUAAGACCAUCAAGGUUUACGACGGGAUGAUGCAUUCCUUGCUGUUCGGAGAGACCGAUGAAAAUGUUGAGAUUGUCAGAAACGAUGUUCUGUCGUGGCUGCUCGCUAGGUCUGGUGGGGAAACAAGACUUCAAUGAAGAAGGUUUCAAGGUUCUGUUUUGUUAAUUGUCUUGAUGCAUUUGGUGAAUUCGAUGCUACAAACAAAAUUAUAUCAUCGGACUGGCAACACCAAAAUGUGAACUGUACUGUCCAUUUCAUCCAACAAUUCUAAUUUAUUGAUAUAUUGAUGCAAGAAAUUUAUUCCCUUCACCAAAUGUUCACUUCAUCGUUUCUGUAUGGGCAAAUCAUGAACAAAAGCUACCACUUUUGGCAACGGUGAGAGUAAAGAGAGCUCCGGCGAGCUUGGUGGCGGUG